AUGAGUCCUACAUCGCUGCCGCCCAAUGCCCCCAUGACCAAUGGCACUCUCAGCGCCGGUCAUGGAGAAGCAGAUGUAUCUUCUUACCCCUCCCUCGCGACCUUCUCCUUACAAGAUGUCUGCGCCGUUCUCCAUUCUCAAGUAUCUUCAUUCCUGUCAGCCGCCGCCCCGGACAAGGUGACGAAACGAACACAAGAGCAGACUAGAAUAGCUCUGGAUGUCAUAGAAAAGGCUCUUCAAGACUAUGAGUUUGACUCAGUCUCACUCUCCUACAAUGGAGGAAAAGACUGUCUCGUUCUUUUGAUUCUAUAUCUCACUGUUCUUCACACACACUUCGCACAGCCCAAGAACCGACGAAAAGACGAACCCGAACCUCCUCCCUUUCCCAAAUCCAUUCCCUCCAUAUAUGCCAAACCUCCAGACCCGUUUCCCGCGGUCUCCAGCUUCGUCGAGUAUUCUUCUAGACUCUACCAUCUCGACCUGACGCAUAUAUCCACAAACCCUGGACCGAGAAAGAAGGAAAAAUCUCACUCCAAUCCUCCAUUGACAGCACCGAUCCAACAGCUCAGCAAAGCCAUCGAUGGCACUGGCGCCACUACAACAACAAAACCUAUAGUCUCAUUCCGGGACGCAUUCGCGAUCUAUCUGUCCUCACAUCCUUCCAUAAAGGCGAUAUGUGUCGGUACAAGACGUACAGAUCCCCACGGCGAACAUCUAACACAUUUCGAUCCCACCGACCACAAUUGGCCGGCGUUUAUGCGUAUUCACCCCAUCAUUGAUUGGCAUUUAUCGGAAAUUUGGUGUUUCUUGCGCUCGCCACACCUCAAAGACCCAAUUACCGGCGGGCCUCUCAAGUACUGCACGAUAUAUGAUGAAGGGUACACGAGUUUGGGAGGAGUUAACGAUACUUUGAAAAAUCCAAAGUUGAAGUAUUUCGAUGAGAAUGGGAAAGAGUGUUUUCGACCGGCUUUUGAAAUGACUCAAGAUGAAGGUGAAAGACUUGGGAGAGAGUAA
Molecule: messenger RNA, 1014 nt
Organism: Rhinocladiella mackenziei CBS 650.93
Lineage: Eukaryota; Fungi; Ascomycota; Eurotiomycetes; Chaetothyriales; Herpotrichiellaceae
Exons: 2
Coding region: 1-1014 (337 amino acids)
Biological process (GO): FAD biosynthetic process
Molecular function (GO): FMN adenylyltransferase activity
Source: RefSeq, a predicted model, not a curated record